This is a messenger RNA of Arabis nemorensis, 672 nucleotides long. The record is from the annotation of a GenBank genome assembly. Lineage: Eukaryota; Viridiplantae; Streptophyta; Magnoliopsida; Brassicales; Brassicaceae.
AUGGGAAAUACAAAAAUCAUGAUCUUGAACUUGGUGUGUUUAGCCUUCGUCAAAGCUCUGUCUCAUGAACCAGAACUUGGUUCGGCUCGUGUCGUCUUCCAGACUAGUUAUGGGGAUAUCGAAUUCGGAUUCUAUCCAACUGUUGCACCCAAGACAGUAGACCAUAUCUUCAAGCUCGUUCGUUUAGGAGGCUACAACACUAAUCAUUUCUUCAGGGUUGAUAAAGGCUUUGUUGCUCAAGUUGCAGAUGUAGCUAAUGGACGAUCAGCACCGAUGAAUGAUGAGCAAAGGAAAGAAGCUGAGAAGAAAAUUGUGGGAGAGUUUAGUCAUGUUAAGCAUGUCAGAGGUACUCUUUCCAUGGGAAGAUAUGAAGAUCCAAACAGUGCACAAUCUUCAUUUUCGAUGCUUCUUGGUGAUGCUCCUCAUCUUGAUGGUCAGUAUGCUGUGUUUGGUAAAGUUACUAAAGGAGAUGAAACAUUGAGGAAGCUAGAAGAAGUUCCCACUCGCCGUGAAGGGAUUUUUGUAAUGCCGACUGAGCGGAUCACGAUUUUGUCGACAUACUAUUACGACACUAAAAUGGAGAGCUGCGAAGAAGAGAGAUCUGUCCUGAAAAGAAGGCUUCAAGCAUCUUUUGUCGAGGUCGAAAGACAGAGAAUGAAGUGCUUCCCGUGA